Molecule: messenger RNA, 976 nt
Organism: Hyposmocoma kahamanoa
Lineage: Eukaryota; Metazoa; Arthropoda; Insecta; Lepidoptera; Cosmopterigidae
Gene: tun
Product: protein N-terminal glutamine amidohydrolase
Exons: 5
Cellular component (GO): cytosol; nucleus
Molecular function (GO): protein-N-terminal glutamine amidohydrolase activity; protein-N-terminal asparagine amidohydrolase activity
Source: RefSeq, a predicted model, not a curated record
AUAUCGGUCGACGCACAAAAAAUGUUGAGUAGCAAUGAAAAUAAUAAAAAGAACGACAAAACACUUAGACCAUUGUUUCCUAAACAGGCAGCAGAGUGUUCAUAUGUGUCUUGUUACUGUGAGGAAAAUGUGUGGAAACUGUGUCAAGACGCGUCGUCGCGAGUGCCUGAGGAAAUGGAUAGGUGUUUCGUCGUAUUCAUCUCAAACACGUGCCGUACUGUGCCUUUGUGGAAACAAAGGGCUGGGCGGGAGGACGACCGCCUCGUCAUAUGGGACUAUCAUGUAAUAUUCUUAUAUUCUUGGGAUGCCAAGACAUGUCUUGUGUAUGACUUGGAUUCUGAGCUGCCUUUCCCAACUUUCUUCCACAAGUAUGUGACAGAAACAUUUCGCACAGAUCAAGUAUUGAAGUCAGAUUUUCACAGAUUCUUCCGGGUAGUACCUGCUAAGCAGUUCUUACAGCAUUUUGCAUCUGAUCGGCGUCAUAUGAAGAGACCAGAUGGCUCUUGGAUAAAACCUCCACCACCUUAUCCAGCCAUAAGCACUUCUUCUUCAUCACAUAACUUAGAUGAGUACAUCAACAUGGACAUCGGCACAGGUCCAGGACAAGUGUUCACUCUCACAGAAUUUGUAAAACGCUUUUACAAAAUAGACAAGUAGUACAAAGAGGAGGCUGUUAGAUAGUUAAAUAUUACUUUGAGUUCAGUUUCAUGAUUCCUAAUUUAUGUUGAUUAUGUUUUAGUAAUCUUUAGUAUGGAUAUUGUUGAACUUAUGCCUGUUUUUGUUUUAUUAUGAUCAUUGUUCUUCUACACAUACUAUUAUCAAAUUGUCCUGUCUACCAAUAAUCAUAGUCUCUUUCCAUCUGUACUAAACAUCCAAAAAAUGAAGUUUCUUGUCUGCACUUGACAUAUCUGACUAAAUGAAUGACAGUCUGUAGACAUUACGAAGUACAGCACAUUCAAAGUGCCCUAUGACCACA